Messenger RNA from Colletotrichum karsti, 432 nucleotides. RefSeq names its product adaptor protein complex AP-2 small subunit. Lineage: Eukaryota; Fungi; Ascomycota; Sordariomycetes; Glomerellales; Glomerellaceae. Gene Ontology annotation, biological process: clathrin-dependent endocytosis; protein transport. The coding region runs from base 1 to 432 and encodes 143 amino acids. The record is from RefSeq and is a predicted model, not a curated record. The transcript is spliced from 3 exons. Gene Ontology annotation, molecular function: clathrin-cargo adaptor activity. Gene Ontology annotation, cellular component: intracellular membrane-bounded organelle; AP-2 adaptor complex.
AUGCUGUCCUUCAUCCUGAUCCAGAAUCGCCAGGGCAAGACCCGUUUGGCCAAGUACUACGCGCCUUACAGCGAUGACGAGAAGAUCAAGCUCAAGGGCGAGGUCCACCGCCUGGUCGCCCCCCGAGACCAAAAGUACCAGUCCAACUUCGUCGAGUUCCGGAACAACAAGAUCGUCUACCGCCGGUACGCCGGACUCUUCUUCUGCGCAUGCGUCGACACCAACGACAACGAGCUGGCCUUCCUUGAGGCCAUCCACUUCUUCGUCGAGGUCCUCGACGCCUUCUUUGGCAACGUCUGCGAGCUCGAUCUCGUCUUCAACUUCUACAAGGUUUACGCUAUUCUGGACGAAGUGUUUUUGGCUGGGGAGAUCGAGGAGACGAGCAAACAAGUCGUGUUAACGCGGUUGGAACACCUGGACAAGCUGGAGUAG